AUGGCCACGACCGACUCCGGUCUCAACACUCACCAUGGAAGAAAUACCGUCAUCGUCACUGCCGUGCUGGGCUUCCUGGCCCUGUUCUCCGUCUUCCUUCGCAUCUGGUCGCGCAAAAUGAGGCGCUUGAGUCUGGCCGUGGAUGAUUAUCUCGUUAUGGGUGCAAUGAUUCUGGUCAUUGUCACGGUCAUCUUAUGUGAUAUCUCCAUCGCACACGGAGGUGUGGGAAACCACAUCACUAGCAUCACCAAACACCAACUCAUGCUCAUCCCUAUCGAAAUGCUGUACGGCAUCUCCCUAGCUCUUGUCAAAUCCUCCUUCAUGGUCCUCUACCUCCGUCUCUUCGGCACCCGUCGCAGCCUCCGUCUAACCAUCUGGUUCGGCCUAGCCAUCAUCUGGGCCUGGGGCUUGACGAUCGUCUUGAAAUCCUUCCUUCUCUGCUCACCCAUCGCCUAUAACUGGAAGGAUCCUCAUCUCUCCAUGUCGGACCACGGCGGGAAAUGCUCAAACCGGAACGUCGCAUUCGUCGCGGCCGGCGCUAUCAAUAUCGCUACCGAUGUCAUGAUUAUGCUCGUUCCUGUCCCGCAUAUCGUCAUCUUGCAGUUGAGGCUUUAUCGGAAGGUGGGCUUGGUCUGUGUGUUUUCUGUUGGGUUGGUCGUCAGCGUAAUCAGCAUCCUCCGAAUCGUCGCCAUCCUCCACAUGGACUACAACGACGUAACAUACACUCUUUGUCCCAUGCUCAUGUGGAGCCUCAUCGAACAAGAACUUGCCAUCUUCGUCGCAAGCCUACCACUUCUACGGAACAUCAUCGCCAAGAUCCUCCCGGCCGGCUGGAUCGGUUCCAGGCUCUCGCGAGGUCAACGUUCCAAAGCCAGCUCCGGCACCAGUCUCGACUCCCCACCGCGAGGCAUGCAGGCCUCUUCUUUCAGCGACAGUUCCUUCGCGCGGAGGCAGACCUACAGGUCGUGGUCGUGGAUAUGGGAGAACAGGGAUCUUGAGCCCUUGGAACCUUUGCCGUGGAGCACUUCCAGCGUGGAAAAACCCUCGAUUGUUUUCACCGAAUCGUCGAGAAAUAGUUCGGAUGCCGAGCUGGCUCGGAAUGCCUAUCCGAGUUCGAGGUUUUGGUCUGCGUCUGGGAUAAGCAGGCCCGAACCCGCGUACUUGGUUUGA
Messenger RNA from Monascus purpureus, 1170 nucleotides. NCBI's taxonomy places the organism in Eukaryota, Fungi, Ascomycota, Eurotiomycetes, Eurotiales, Aspergillaceae. The record is from the annotation of a GenBank genome assembly.